Molecule: messenger RNA, 810 nt
Organism: Hippocampus comes (tiger tail seahorse)
Lineage: Eukaryota; Metazoa; Chordata; Actinopteri; Syngnathiformes; Syngnathidae
Gene: gh1
Product: growth hormone 1
Exons: 6
Coding region: 87-716 (209 amino acids)
Biological process (GO): positive regulation of growth; growth hormone receptor signaling pathway; positive regulation of receptor signaling pathway via JAK-STAT
Cellular component (GO): extracellular region
Molecular function (GO): growth hormone receptor binding; growth hormone activity
Source: RefSeq, a predicted model, not a curated record
UUUCUUGCUCAUACAUGUAAUCAUAAUCGUGCUGAUAUAAAGGGGACAAGCCACGACAUCGCCAAAAGGCAAACUGAGGAGCAACCAUGGACAAAGUUGUUCUCUUCCUGUCGCUCGUGACGCUGGCCGGCGUCUCCUCUCAGCCAAUCGCAGACAACCAGCGAGUCUUCUCCAUCGCAGUCAGUCGAGUGCAACACCUCCACCUGCUAGCCCAGGCACUCUUUUUAGACUUUGAGGGCUCCCUCCAAAUGGAAGAUCAGCGUCAGCUCAACAAAAUCUUCCUGCAGGAUUUCUGCAACUCGGAUUACAUCAUCAGCCCCCUUGAUAAGCACGAAACGCAACGAAGCUCGGUUCUGAAGCUGUUGUCCAUCUCCUAUCGACUGGUGGAGUCGUGGGAAUUUCCCAGCCAUUCCCUCUCUGGCGGCUCUUCUCCAAGAAAUCAGGUUCCUUCAAAACUGUCUGAGCUGAAAAUGGGAAUCCUCCUGCUGAUCAGGCUACUCGCUCAGGCCAAUCAAGAUGGAGCUGAGAUGUUCUCCGACAGCUCCCCCCUCCAACUGGCGCCGUAUGGCAACUAUUACCAAAGCGUGGCGGAUGACGAGUCCUUGAAACGAACGUAUGAACUGCUGGCGUGCUUCAAGAAGGACAUGCACAAGGUGGAGACUUACCUGACGGUCGCCAAAUGUCGACUCUCACCAGAGGCCAACUGUACUCUGUAGAACCGCCCUCGUUCAGCUCGCCUCUUGUUGGCUCAUCUUGUCUUAUUUGACACGGAAGUCAAAUCCUAUCAUGAAAUAAAAGUGUUUGCGCUCA